Molecule: messenger RNA, 573 nt
Organism: Fragaria vesca subsp. vesca
Lineage: Eukaryota; Viridiplantae; Streptophyta; Magnoliopsida; Rosales; Rosaceae
Product: ubiquitin-like protein 5-like
Exons: 1
Coding region: 1-222 (73 amino acids)
Biological process (GO): mRNA splicing, via spliceosome; protein modification process
Cellular component (GO): nucleus; cytoplasm
Molecular function (GO): protein binding; protein tag activity
Source: RefSeq, a predicted model, not a curated record
AUGAUUGAGGUGGUGCUGAACGAUCGGGUAGGAAAGAAGGUGCGGGUGAAGUGCAACGAGGACGACACCAUCGGAGACCUGAAGAAGCUGGUGGCGGCUCAGACCGGAACCCGAUCUGAUAAGAUCCGAAUCCAGAAGUGGUACACUAUUUACAAGGACCACAUCACUCUCAAGGAUUACGAGAUCCACGACGGCAUGGGGCUCGAACUCUAUUACAACUGAAAUACCUAUUCAUGUACGUCCUUGAGGGUAGUAGAUGCAUAACGCCAUAAUGCGUAUGCUCCUCAGAGGAGAUUGUGCAUCCAUGUAAUUAUGUCAUCUCUCUUUCUUGAUUGUUUUCCCGAAUGACAUAGGUGCAUGUGGAAUUAUCUAUGGUAUGUGUACUCUUCUAUUCCGGAAGAUGAUGAUAAGGAAGGAGGGAAUAGUUGCUAACUUUCAUCUACAAGAUUCAUCAUUCUAUUCUUUUACUUCAAUCCCAGUAUAUGCUUGGGGGGUUCUUAUGCUCUACUAUCUCGGUAUUUUGUAAUUUUGAGUUUUUGACCCCAAGGCAUAACAUGUUUUCGUAAUUUGUCC